Messenger RNA from Toxotes jaculatrix (banded archerfish), 1643 nucleotides. It is a transcript of the gene btf3, whose product is annotated as basic transcription factor 3. The coding region runs from base 129 to 617 and encodes 162 amino acids. NCBI's taxonomy places the organism in Eukaryota, Metazoa, Chordata, Actinopteri, Toxotidae. Gene Ontology annotation, cellular component: cytosol; nascent polypeptide-associated complex. The record is from RefSeq and is a predicted model, not a curated record. The transcript has 6 exons.
GUCACUUCCUCCCUCCUCUCUCGCUUCCAUCUUGCUCCCCGCAUGUGUCUGCUGUUAGUUUACAGGUCAGUGUGGAGCUUUAAAUACCUUCUUCCCUGCACUGUUUCCCCCCGAUCCGACGGCAAGAGAUGAAAGAAGCAAUUAUGAAUCAAGAAAAACUCGCUAAACUACAGGCACAAGUCCGCAUCGGCGGAAAGGGCAGUGCUCGCAGAAAGAAGAAGGUUGUGCACAGAACAGCAACCGCAGAUGACAAGAAGCUCCAGUUCUCCCUAAAGAAACUUGGCGUCAACAACAUUUCUGGUAUUGAAGAGGUUAACAUGUUUACAAAUCAAGGAACAGUCAUCCACUUCAACAAUCCCAAAGUGCAGGCCUCGCUCGCAGCCAACACCUUCACCAUCACUGGCCACGCUGAGACCAAGCAGCUGACCGAGAUGCUGCCGGGCAUCCUGAACCAGCUGGGAGCCGACAGCCUGACGAGCCUCAGGAGACUCGCUGAGGCCCUGCCCAAACAGGCUGCAGAUGGAAAAGCGCCAAUUGCAGCAGUAGAAGAAGAAGAUGAUGACGUUCCAGAUCUGGUGGAGAAUUUCGAUGAAGCAUCCAAGGAUGAGGCUAACUAGAGGAGAUGGGACUCCCCGGAGUGCCAAAACUUGACAGGACCAUGUGGGACACAAGAUGUUAUAAUGUCUACUUUGAGAGGUGGAAAGUUAAUAAAGUACCUGAGAAGAUGGAUAAUCUAUCAACUUUUGGCUGUGAGCAUUCUGUAACAUGUGCAACACCUGAACAAAGUACUUACAUACUUAUAAGUGAAUUAUUUUUGAGUAAUUUUCUAGAAUAGUACUCUGAAGUAUUAAAAACCGGGGUAGCAGUAUUUAAGCAUAAGGUAUUUUAGUAUUCAUUCCACCUCUUCUUUGCCACCAGACUUUCCAAAUGCUUGUUGUGCUCUGUGGUCCAGUUAAGAGUGAGAGAUUGUGUGUAAAAUGUGGUGUUUAAGGCUCCUGCUGUACUGUUACCCCCCUUUCCACCAACGAGAAAUGAGUGCUAGUUCUGAGCUGCUGCUAAUGCUGGUUCAGAGUUUGUUCAACCUGGGAACCUUCUUAGAACUGGUUUGCUUUUCCACGGGCCAGAGAGCCAUGUCAUUACGUCACUGUGUAUCUGUAUAAGCCUCUACGUUAGCAACACUGUUAGCAUCAAACACAGAAACAAUAGCAGACUACAUUCUCUCUUUGAUGUCACAUCCAUACUGAAUCUUUGGUUUUUCUUAUUCGUCUUUGGAUUAGGCCGACUGGACGCUAAGCUAGCUCUGUUUUUCUUUUUUCAUAACUGGCAGUCACAGGGUUUUUGUUUGUCUUGUUGGGCAUGAUAAUCCUGCCUCCAGCCCCUGAUGUAAGCGGUCUUGGUUUUAGACCAGCAAAGUGUUGGCUCCUCUCUGGAACCAGUUUUCCUGGUUCCAGAGAGGAGCCAGUUGCCAGGCUGUCAAAACAUGAAGAACUGGUCCAAGAUAAGGCACCAGCUCCGAAGUGGUCCUUGAACUGCCUUGGUGGAAAAGGGGUAAUCAUGUUACUGAACCUUAAUUCUAUGUGGCCUCGCUAAAACCACCAUAUCUGGAAUAAACCUUUGCUACUGUCAAUAAAUUACCAAAAAUC